GACAAGUAAAUGUACCGGAGGGAGAAAGUCAAAGGAAAGAUAAGGACAUAUGUUGUCACUGGAUUUCGAGGCAGCCAAAAAGAAAAACAACUCACUUCAUAUAUGAGCUCACGGAACGCGUCAAAUCAGUGGACUAAAACCGCUACGGACCUUCUGAAUUCAUACAGAUGAUUUAGUUUUAGCUGCAUUUUGUCUAGUGCUUUAUUUCGUUGGAAUAGAAGAUCCUCUGGGUGAUAUUUAUGUUCUAUUUAAAAAAAAUUCUUGUGGCGGGGUAGAAUGGUUUUGAAUCUAUUCAAUUAUUGAAUUGAAAUAACCUGGGAAAAAUAUUACUUUUUUUAAAAAGAGGAAACAAAAUAAGGUGGAAAUCGCCGUUGUGGAGAACCCCGACCACAGACAGACCCUAGACCCUUUCUUGGUGGAGACGCGUGAGUGGAGAAAACAGUUUGGAAAGGUACGAGGAGGACUUUUACUGCGAGUUCUUCUCUCCAAGAUCGGGAGACUAAAACUUCACCCAGCAACAUGGAUAUAUUAACGUGGCUGUGUGGAUGUUUACUGGCGGUUUGCUUACCACAAGUAGUUAUCGGUGAAGAAGGCAGCAAAUCGUGUGGCGGACAAGUAGACGCCAGUGGCGCCGGGUACAUCACCACCCCAGGGUACCCUCUGGAGUACCCCCCACACCAGAACUGUCGUUGGGUCGUCACCGCCCCAGAACCUUCCCAACGUGUCGUCCUCAACUUCAACCCCCACUUUGAACUGGAGAAGCUGGACUGCAGAUAUGACUACGUAGAGAUCCGCGAUGGGAACAGCGAGAAGGCAGACCUGUUGGGUAAACACUGCAGUAACAUCGCCCCUCCAGCCAUCAUAUCCUCAGGCCCUGUCCUCCUCAUCAGGUUCGUCUCUGACUACGCUCACCAGGGGGCUGGCUUCUCACUGCGGUAUGAGAUCUUCAAAACUGGUUCAGACUGCUCCCGUAACUUCACCAGUCAGAACGGGAUCAUUGAGUCUCCGGGGUUCCCUGAUAAAUACCCUCAUAACCUGGAGUGUUCCUUUAUUAUCAUCAUGCCCCCGGCCAUGGACUUGACCCUGACCUUCCUGACCUUUGACCUGGAGAAUGACCCCCUGCCCGGGGGAGAGGGAGACUGCAAGUACGACUGGCUGGAGGUCUGGGACGGUCUGCCACAAGUGGGUCCUCUGAUAGGACGUUACUGUGGAACUAAGAUCCCUCCUGAGAUGACGUCGUCUACAGGUAUCCUGUCUCUGUCCUUCCACACGGACAUGGCCGUGGCCAAAGACGGCUUCUCUGCUCGCUACAACAUGACACACAAAGAGGUCAGCGACACUUUCCAUUGCAGUAACGCGUUAGGUCUGGAGUCAGGGAAGAUCUCUGACGACCAGAUCACUGCCUCCUCAUCCUUUUACGACAACACCUGGUUGCCACGGCAAGCCCGUCUUAACAACAAUAACAACGCGUGGACCCCAAACGAGGACAGCAGCAAAGAGUUCAUCCAGGUGGAUCUCCAUGUCCUGAAGGUGUUGACGGGUAUCGCUACCCAGGGAGCGGUGUCCAAGGAAACCCAGAAGUCCUACUACGUCAUCACCUUUAAGCUGGAGGUCAGCACCAACGGAGAGGACUGGAUGGUCUACCGAUACGGCAAGAACCACAAGGUGUUCCAUGCCAACACAGACUCGACCGAGGUGGUUCUGAACCGGAUCCCCCUGCCUGUUCUGGCCCGCUUCGUACGCGUCAGACCCCAGACCUGGAAGACAGGCAUCGCCCUGCGCUUGGAGCUCUACGGGUGUCAGAUCACCGACGCUCCAUGUUCUGAGAUGCAGGGGAUGCUGUCCGGCCUGCUGCCCGACUCCCAGAUCACAGCGUCAUCCAUGAGGGAUAUCCACGGCUCCAUGGGGACGGCCAGGCUGGUAGCCAGCAGGUCAGGAUGGUUCCCCAGCCCAACACAGCCUCUGGCCGGGGAGGAGUGGCUGCAGGUGGACUUGGGGGUCCCCAAGACCGUACGAGGCGUCAUCACCCAGGGAGUCAGGACAGUGGAGGGGAGUACCUCGGCUGAGAACAGGGCCUUCGUCAGGAAGUACCGCGUGUCUCACAGCCUGACGGGCAAGGACUGGACUUUUAUACUGGACAGAAAGACCAGCCAUCCUAAGAUUUUUGAGGGAAACACACACUACGACACUCCAGAGAUCCGUCGGUUUGAGGAGAUAACGGCUCAGUUCAUCAGAAUCUACCCAGAGAGGUGGUCUCCUGCUGGGAUAGGGAUGAGGCUGGAGGUCCUGGGAUGUGAACUGCCAGAGACCACCACUCUACCUGACACUGCCACACCGACCCUGCCAUGUUUAGAGGAUACCACCGCUGCCCAAAGAGGAGCAGGCACUACACCUUGGUCUCUGUGUGACUUUGAGUCCAGUCUGUGUGGCUGGAUCCCAGACAGCAUGUCAGAGCUGAGCUGGUCUCUCCACAGUGGCAGCCUCUCAUCUGGUCUCACACCUAGUCUGGAUCUACCUCUCUCUCUGCCCAAAGACGACGUGGGUAACUUCCUCCACAUCGAGGCCAGCCCCAGGACAGAGAGGCAGCGAGCCCGUCUGGUGAGCCCCGCUGUGGGGCCUGAGAGGGGGCCGCUGUGCCUGCUCUUCAACUACCAGCUCCAGGGGCCCGAGAACCAGGGGCUGGGGUCCCUCAGGAUCCUCCUCAGAGACAACGACCGAGAGGAGACUCUUCUCUGGGCACUCAGAGGAGACCAGGGGCCCGUGUGGAAGGAGGGACGCACCAUUCUGCCCCAGUCACCCAAAGAGUACCAGGUGGUGAUUGAGGGUUACUUUGAGCACGGAAACAGAGGACACAUCUGGAUAGACAACAUUCACAUGAGCUCUAGUACAGAGCUGGAACAGUGCACACAGCCCUUCGCUGCAUUCCCUCCUGACAUGACUGAUUGGAGACCUAUCGACUUUGGAAAUAAACCACUUUUCAACGGCAGGGAACGUGUGAACGGAGGUUUCCCGUUCCCAGAGUGGAGUACCCCUGGCCCGUCCAUGGACCCCCCUGUGACACGUGUCUCUGAGAAGGACAACUCGUGGCUGUACACCCUGGAUCCUAUCCUGGUCACCAUCAUCGUCAUGUCUUCCCUGGGCGUACUGCUGGGGGCGGUGUGUGGCGGCCUGCUGCUCUACUGCACCUGCUACUACAGCGGCCUGUCGUCACGGAGCUCCACCACAUUGGAGAACUACAACUUUGAGCUGUACGACGGGAUCAAACACAAGGUGAAGAUCAACCAGCAACGCUGCUGCUCUGAGGCCUAGGACGCUUUCCGCCACCGGAAGGCCUUCAAGCCCUUGGGCUGUUCCAACCCAAAGACAUGCUUAAUGCUUGAUGACACCGACAUACAGACAGAUACAUCCGCUAGACCCCCCCCCCCCCCCACCCCUCGGGGGUCUCUUCUCUGCCUGCAGGAGAGGCCCUGAUCAAUCAAAACUUGGGAAUGAACCACACUUACCUGCCAUGAUGCCACACGUAUUGGCCAGUGGACUACAGAGGUCUGGGCUUGGAACUGAACACUUUCUGUCAGUCUGGGCUUGGCCCUGAACUCCUACUGUCAGUCUGGGCUUGGACCUGAACACUUACUGUCCAUCUGGGCUUGGACCUGAACACUUACUGUCAGUCUGGGCUUGGACUCAAACUCCUACUGUCAAUCUGGGCUUGGACCUGAACUCCUACUGUCAGUCUGGGCUUGGACUCAAACUCCUACUGUCAGUCUGGGCUUAGACUCAAACUCCUACUGUCAGUCUGGGCUUGGACCUGAUCUCCUACUGUCCGUCUGGGCUUGGACUCAAACCUACUGUCAGUCUGGGCUUGGACCUGAACACUUACUGUCAGUCUGGGCUUGGACUCAAACUCCUACUGUCUGUCUGGGCUUGGACCUGAUCUCCUACUGUCAGUCUGGUAUUGGACCUGAACACUUACUGUCAGUCUGGGCUUGGACUCAAACUCCUACUGUCAGUCUGGGCUUGGACCUGAUCUCCUACUGUCAGUCUGGGCUUGGACCUGAACUCCUGCUGUCAGUCUGGGCUUGGAAUCAAACUCCUACUGUCCGUCUUGGCUUGGACCUGAACUCCUACUGUCAGUAUGGGCUUGGACCUGUACACUUACUGUCAGUCUGGGCUUGGACCUGAUCUCCUACUGUCAGUCUGGGCUUGGACCUGGACACUUACUGUCAGUCUGGGCUUGGACUCAAACUCCUACUGCCAGUCUGGGCUUGGACUCAAACUCCUACAGUCAGUCUGGGCUUGGACCUGAUCUCCUACUGUCAGUCUGGGCUUGGACCUGAACUCCUGCUGUCAGUCUGGGCUUGGACUCAAACACUUACUGUCAGGCUGGGCUUGAACCUGAACACUUACUGUAGGUCUGGGCUUGGACUCAAAAUCCUACUGUCCGUCUGGGCUUGGACCUAAACUCCUACUGUCAGUCGGGGCUUGGACCUGAACACUUACUGUCAGUCUGGGCUUGGACUCAAACUCCUACUGUCAGUCUGGGCUUGGACCUGAUCUCCUACUGUCAGUCUGGGCUUGGACUCAAACACUUACUGUCAGGCUGGGCUUGAACCUGAACACUUACUGUAGGUCUGGGCUUGGACUCAAAAUCCUACUGUCCGUCUGGGCUUGGACCUAAACUCCUACUGUCAGUCUGGGCUUGGACCUGAUCUCCUACUGUCAGUCUGGGCUUGGACCUGAUCUCCUACUGUCAGUCUGGACUUGGACUUGAUCUCCUACUGUCAGUCUGGGCUUGGACCUGAUCUCCUACUGUCAGUCUGGGCAGUCAGAGCUGUUCUGCUGCCAGUGGACCAUUCAGUGGGUGCUGAACGAUAUCAAAACAUAUCAAUCUAAUGCCUAUCCCCCAAAAAAUAUUUAAAUUAAAUUAAAGAUUAAAGAUAUUUUGUUUUUGGUUAUGAUUGAAGUUAGAUGAUGAGUUGCAUUAGGACGGUUUUAGAAUGUUGAUUCUAGCUUGUCUCGGCCUGCGUUAUGUUUAAAACAGUGUCAUAGACUAUCGUGGACAGUUUUCAGUUCAGUUUUAGGAUCUUAUUAGGAUCUUAUUAGGAUCAGCUUCAGUUUUAUCGCCCAAUAGACAUCUCUCGUUCUCGUGCCAUUUUUAUUUUCUUUCUUUACAUUAAUUUCGUGUCAACAGUCAACCACCACCUUCAGUUCAGCAUGUCUGUUAUGGUAUUUGACGUGUUGUUAUUGCAGGCUGCUUCCCGUCUGUAAUAGAGGAAGAGAAUGGCGAAGAAAGAAGAAUCAUUUUAUCUAAAGACCUGACACAUAACGGUCGUUAAGUUGCGUUCCUCAAAAAUAAUGAUUUGUAUUUUUUUGUAUUUUGAUUUCUGACUGUCUGAUGAUCUAUAUCACAUGGUGUGACGAUCUGUGAAACAUUUAGAUUUUAUUUUUUGUUGUUGCAACCUAUGGAUUGCAGAGAGACAGAGAGAUUAUAGUUCACAGAGAGAAGAUGGGAGACAGAGAGAGGAGGGAGACAGAGAGAGGAGGGAGACAGAGAGAGGAGGGAGACAGAGAGAGGGGGAGACAGAGAGAGGAGGGAGACAGAGAGAGGAGGGAGACAGAGAGAGGGGGAGACAGAGAGAGGAGGGAGACAGAGAGAGGAGGGAGACAGAGAGAGGAGGGAGACAGAGAGAGGGGGAGACAGAGAGAGGAGGGAGACAGAGAGAGGGGGAGACAGAGAGAGGGGGAGACAGAGAGAGGAGGGAGACAGAGAGAGGAGGGAGACAGAGAGAGGGGGAGACAGAGAUAGGAGGGAGACAGAGAGAGGAGGGAGACAGAGAGAGGGAGUCAGAGAGAUACAGUUCACAGGGAUCAUGGCGUCAGAGAGAUAGUUCACAGGGAUCAUGGAGACAGAGAUAUAGUUCACAGGGAUCAUGGAGACAGAGAUACAGUUCACAGGGAUCAUGGAGUCAGAGAGAUAGUUCACAGGGAUCAUGGAGACAGAGAGAUAUAGUUCACAGGGAUCAUGGAGACAGAGAGAUACAGUUCACAGGGAUCAUGGAGACAGAGAGAUAGUUCACAGGGAUCAUGGAGACAGAGAUAUAGUUCACAGGGAUCAUGGAGACAGAGAGAUACAGUUCACAGGGAUCAUGGAGUGUCAUUCAAGACAAAAACGAAUGGAGAGAAUCCUCUCCUCUCUUCUCUUCUUUCUCCUCUUUCCAGACUCCUUUAACUCCAUCCCUCCAUCCCUGGAGAAGAAAGAGCUCAAACGAAACAAAGGAAGAAGGACUAUAGGAGAUGGAUAAAAAGCCAAUCCACUUUCUUGGACACACAAUCGAGCCCUAAGCUACGUGUUAUUGGAGGAGAGCCAUGUGUGGAGAAGCUAGUGCCACAUCUAUCCUGGAGUAGAGAGACAGUACAACCGCUUGGGUCUUGGAUAAAUAGACCUCAUGCUACUUUCUACAUUUCUGCUUUUCUUUGGUUUCGCCCAACUGUUCUGUUUUAUGUUCCAUGAAAAAGGUUAACUAUAACCUGAGACAGAUUUUUGUGUUUUGAAGUCAAUCUGGGUUGAGUUUUAGAAUUGGUUGUGCCAGGAGCAAAACGAAAAGAGAGUGAGUGAGCAAAAAAGAGAAAAGAGAGUGGGGUGGAGGGAUGACUGGAUGGAGGAUGAAGGGGUAGAGGUGGUGAACUCUGACUCUGACUCUCCAAGUGCCUUGGAGCUCUCUCUCUAGGCCUGAUUGAACUGGGAAUGGCACCCUAUUCCCUAUGUAGCACAUCAGGCUCUGGUCACAAGUACUGCACUACUAUAGGGAAUAAGGCUCUGGUCUAUAGUAGUGCACUAUAUAGGGAAUAUGGCUCUAUAUAGGGAAUAGGGCUCUGGUCUAUAGUAGUGCACUAUAUAGGGAAUAGGGCUCUGGUCUAUAGUAGUGCACUAUAUAGGGAAUAGGGCUCUGGUCUAAUGUAGUGCACUAUAUAGGGAAUAGGGCCCUGGUCUAUAGUAGUGCACUAUAUAGGGAAUAGGGCUCUGGUCUAUAGUAGUGCACUAUAUAGGGAAUAGGGCUCUGGUCUAUAGUACUGCACUAUAUAGGGAAUAGGGCUCUGGUCUAAAGUAGUGCACUAUAUAGGGAAUAGGGCUCUGGUCUAUAGUAGUGCACUAUAUAGGGAAUAGGGCUCUGGUCUAAAGUAGUGCACAAUAUAGGGAAUAGGGCUCUGGUCUAAAGUAGUGCACUAUAUAGGGAAUAGGGUUUGGGACUGGGCCAUAGUAUUACCUCUCCUGUCUGUGAGAGAGAACCACUCUCUCAAACCAACCACAUGGUGGUCACUAGUUACCACAGCCACAAAGUCAAAAUUGGCUAUAUCGCAAAAAUUAUUAAUUUAAGGUUAAAGUUGUGUACGAGGUUGUCAUUGUGGUUAAGGUUAUGGCUAAGGUUUUAAAAUAUAAUUGAAUCAGAUCAUUUGUAGAAAUAUCAAUAAUGACGACUUUGUGGCUGUGUUAACUAGACAGAUUACUGUUUGUAGACUUUGUACAGAAACAUGAUUUUGUCAUUAUUUAAUAAAGGCUGAAUAACAUGG
Messenger RNA from Oncorhynchus kisutch (coho salmon), 7566 nucleotides. RefSeq names its product neuropilin-2. The record is from RefSeq and is a predicted model, not a curated record. Gene Ontology annotation, molecular function: vascular endothelial growth factor receptor activity; semaphorin receptor activity. Gene Ontology annotation, cellular component: plasma membrane; postsynaptic membrane; axon. Gene Ontology annotation, biological process: angiogenesis; vascular endothelial growth factor signaling pathway; axon guidance. Lineage: Eukaryota; Metazoa; Chordata; Actinopteri; Salmoniformes; Salmonidae.